AUAUAGGCUUUUCAGUCGCAGGAGGGAGAGGCGAUUGAUUGUAGGCUACGGCAAGAGAGCUGCUCUUCUGACCAACACACAAAGGGAUAUCGAGAAUCGCAACUAUGGGCGUCAAAUUAUAUUAUACCACCGUUACUGCAUCCAGAGAGGUGAAGUCUCAGCAGGCGGAGGUGAUGAGGAUCCUGGAGAGUAAGAGCAUCCAGUAUGAGCUGAUUGACAUCUCAGUGGGCGGAGAGGUCAGGGACGAGAUGAGAAGCAAGGCAGGGAACCCCACGGCUGUCCCGCCACAGAUCUUCAAUGAGGACCAGUACUGUGGGAACUAUGACAUGUUUUCGGACGCAGUGGAGGAGGACAAAGUGCAACAAUUUCUGAAGAUGGCGUGUUGAGGAAGAGUUGUGUGUCUUCCCCCCCAGGGCAGGCCCGUUGACUAACCCCCUGCCCGCUGGCGGUGCUCACCCUCCUUUGUCUCAAUGCCGUGAUAAAUGCCAAAUACAACCAACCAAUCAAGACACACACUCACACACACACACACACACACACACACACACACACACACACACACACACACACACACACACACCUGUUCCCACCCCACUGGACACUUACCUAACCACUGUUAAUAUAACUGUUUGUUUUAUACAGCACUUAUUAUGCUCCCUCUGUUUUCUUCGUCAUUGUUUCCCUUUGUGGUCCUUCCUGGUCAGGCCCUGGGUUCAAAUGCUUUUAAAUCAUUUCAAAUACUAAAGUUGUGCUUGAUUUAAGCGUUCCUGUUGCAAUUGAACCAAUAGAAAAGGCUAAAAAGGCCAAACCCCACCCACCUGGCACUCCAUGCAGACUAAAGAAAAUGCUCAAAGAUUUGGAAUGGUAUUUGAACCCAGGUCUGCCUGUGUUCAUGUCACUAAUCAGUCUUAGUCUGCUCUGUGGGAUCAGUGGAACUGCUCAAUCUAGAUGUGUGGUAAUUAGGUCAGGUAAUCUGGGCUGCCUACGUGUGAUUAAUGAAGAUCCACUAAUCCAGAGGCUAACAUUACCAGAAAUCUAUGUUCAUGAUCGUUCCCUUGCCCAAGAGGAGAAAUGUACUUUUUAUUCCCUAUAUUGUGGACUACUUUUGGCCACAGUCCUAGUCAAAUGUAAUGUACUAUGGCUGCGUUUACACAGGCAGCCCAAAUCUGAUCAUUUCUUUUCAGUGAUUGGUCUUUAAACCAGUCACAUCAGAUCUUUUUCAGAGCUGAUCUGAUUGGUCAAAGACCAAUAAAUUAAACAAGCUCAGAAUCAGGCUGCCUGUCUAAAUGCAGCCCAUGUAGAGAAUAGGGGUGCCAUUUCAGACCAAACAAACAGAAUGCUUGGUUAUUAUCACUUAAUCUUAUUAACAGUGUUUUUUGAUUUUUUUCUUACCUGGCCUUCUUGAUUCUCAUGUUGUUCAUAUCGACAGACAGAAGCCAUUUUGAUACAUAAUUGUAGGUGAAUGUAGUCUGGAGAAUGUGGAAGCCAACAAUCACAGAACCUUAAAGACAUGUGAAUUGUGGUAGAGACAGAAUAAGAAAAUUGGAUUCUACUUUGGUCCAAAACAUUUCAAUGCUUAACAGACUAAUGGUGUCAAAGGUCCAUGCUGGAAAGGUGACUCCACUGUGGAGAGUUACAGAAGAUAGGAAAACAGACAGCAUUCCAUAGUGUUGAAAUUGGUGCCAAUAAAUGUGUUUUACAGAUGGAUAGUCAGCUUUGACCUCUCAAUAUAGUCUUAUUUUACUCUCUGUUAAUGCAUUCCAAAGAGACCUCUUACAUUUGCUGGGAAUGGCCUGAUCCUCAAUCUUUGGUCUUCCAGAAAUAGACAUGUGAUGGGACAUUAGGGGACAUGUUAUGGGACAUGUAGUGCCAGUAACGUUACACUGUUACUGGCACUACAGCUGUACAUCCUUACUAUAAGAGAGCUGAGCUUGAGUAAUAGAGACCCUGAAUUUAGAAUCUGUUGACUGUUUAGGAUCUUCAUUCCUGAUCUAGCUGUGAUGUCCAUCUCCAUCCAGCUUGAAGAUACAAUAGAUAACUAUGCACUUAACUCUGCCUCACAUUCUGUUGUACUGACUCUUGGCUACUGAGUGGAAAGACAAAUUGUUUCAGAUUGAAUUGACUCAUUCUCAGCCUUAGAUAAAACUCACUCGCCACAUGAGGAAGUUGAAGGCCUAACUUUCAGUGCUUCAAGUGUCUAUUACUCUGUUUCGUCAAGCUGGGGUUUCUUUGAUGGGAUGUGAAAAACCUAUGUGCUGUUUCAUGUGUAGUCUCACAUCUUUUUCAUCCUUGUUUUAGAAAAAUAUUGCCCCCCAAUCUAAUCCCUGCACUUGAGCUGCCCUAUCACUAUAACCCCUGGUUCCACACAGGAACCUUGAUUUUCAUUUACCUCAGGUGAAUUCGGGCAACGCGACAACCAAACGCAUAGUAUAUUUGGGUAUAUAGGUGUGGGACCUCUACUUUGUAAUGGCGGCAUUAACAGACAAUGUUUGUGCACUGAUUUGUCAGUUGAUGGUGGUAGAUGUCUUAUUGGUCCAUGAUGUGUAGCUAUUCACUAUCAACUAUAUGUUCAACAUUUCAUGUCUUUCUCUUUGAGCUCCUGCUUUGCUUUUGGACCAAAGUCCCUUUGGCCAAAAUAAAGAAAAAAUGUAAUAUACAGAAUGAGAUGUCUUCCAAGAAGAUUGUGAAAAAGGGUCAAAUAAAAUGGAAUGUCUAAUAGGUC
Salvelinus fontinalis (brook trout) is the source of this 2722-nucleotide messenger RNA. Its product is annotated as SH3 domain-binding glutamic acid-rich-like protein 3. Bases 105 to 386 code for a protein of 93 amino acids. The transcript is spliced from 3 exons. Gene Ontology annotation, cellular component: cytoplasm. The record is from RefSeq and is a predicted model, not a curated record. Lineage: Eukaryota; Metazoa; Chordata; Actinopteri; Salmoniformes; Salmonidae.